UCACCCACCCGGGGGGGUGCGCGCAAGGCAUGCUGGGAAAUUGCACCCGCCUUGCUCCGGCAGCCUCGCUAGACGCAUGCGCGAGCGUGGAUUGAAGGAAAGUGGAGGGGGAUAAGCGAGAGGAUGGAAGGGAGAGGCUCGGGUGCUCUCCAGUGCCUCUGUCUGCAAGCAAAUGUUUGGCUACUUGCACUGUAGGAAGCAGAGCCAACAGGAAUUCUAGUCUCUCAUGACUUCACCUGUGGGGGGAAAACAGGCCAUACUCCCAUCCUUAAAACUUGUGUGACUGGUUCAGAGAUGUAUAUUUUGACCAUCAAACCUCAGAAGGAUCUUUAGAGCAGAUCACGGAACAUGAUCAAGUUUUUCCUUAUGGUGAACAAGCAAGGCCAAACAAGGCUCUCUCGUUACUAUGAAUAUAUGGACCUUCAUAAGCGAACAAUACUGGAAGCUGAAGUAAUCAAGCAUUGCCUUUCCCGGUCUAAGGAGCAAUGUUCCUUCAUUGAAUACAAAGAUUUUAAGCUGGUUUAUCGGCAGUAUGCUGCUCUUUUCAUAGUGGUUGGGAUUAAUGAAACUGAGAAUGAAAUGGCUGUAUAUGAAUUGAUACAUAAUUUUGUGGAGGUUUUGGAUAAGUAUUUCAGCAGAGUGCAACCACGUGCAGCUCCAGACAGCACUCUCUGCUCAGCAUGUUUUUGCUCAAGCGGAACCCUAUCUCUCUGCAUGCAGAAUCCAGAUCAGAGUGUAAAUAUUUGGCCUACAUUAAAUGUGAGAAAUAAUUAAAAAGUGAGAGGAUAAGUUAACCUCAUUCCACAUGUAUUGAAUUCUAGUUUAAUAGUCUCCUUGAAAAUAAAGAGGAAUCUGAGCAGAAGCUGAAAGACAGAUUGAUAUCUUGCUCCUAAUUUUGUCAGUGUUUCCUUUGGGAUAUGCAGGAGGGUCUGAAAUCUGAAUAUAAGCUCUGCAAAUGCCAUUAGAUAAAUAUAGCGCUUGCAAAGAAUGUUUGAAACUCACAAACCUAAAAAUACUGAGAUGACAAAACGUCUCUCUAGUAAAGGACAGAUGUUCUUUUCUUUCCCACAGUUUGUUCCCUCCUCCUCCUCCUCUUCCAUUAUAAUAAUAGUUUAGGGCACUGCCAAAAAUCUCCAAAUAUGAUAUGUUAAUUUAGCACAGAAACGUAUAGCUUCCAUUUUUUGUGGUUUCUACCAGAAAAUCUCUUGGGAAUUAAUUAACAGUCCAAUUUGUCAGUAUUAGCUUGUUUAUUCUAUGAGUCACAUGCUCAUGGAAUGCAAC
This is a messenger RNA of Hemicordylus capensis (graceful crag lizard), 1281 nucleotides long. RefSeq names its product adaptor related protein complex 4 subunit sigma 1 (gene AP4S1). Lineage: Eukaryota; Metazoa; Chordata; Lepidosauria; Squamata; Cordylidae. Bases 349 to 774 code for a protein of 141 amino acids. Gene Ontology annotation, cellular component: intracellular membrane-bounded organelle. Gene Ontology annotation, biological process: protein transport; vesicle-mediated transport. The transcript has 6 exons. The record is from RefSeq and is a predicted model, not a curated record.